Molecule: messenger RNA, 705 nt
Organism: Ilyonectria robusta
Lineage: Eukaryota; Fungi; Ascomycota; Sordariomycetes; Hypocreales; Nectriaceae
Product: S-adenosyl-L-methionine-dependent methyltransferase
Exons: 1
Coding region: 1-705 (234 amino acids)
Molecular function (GO): methyltransferase activity
Source: RefSeq, a predicted model, not a curated record
AUGAUCUCGACCACGCCCCACCAGGUGCCCAGCCAAAAUGCCGGGUCUCGCCUCUACUCGUCCGUGCCGCUCUCCCUGUACGACUUCUGGGUGCUCUGGUUCUCCAACAGCUACGCCUGGAAGUGCCCGACCAAGGACGUCCUACUACCCCUGUUCAGCGAGACGCUGGGCGAGCGACACCUCGACGUGGGCGUCGGGUCGGGAUACUUCCCGGGCAAGACGCUCGGCAGCUCGAAGUGCAAGGAGGUGACGCUGGCAGACCUGAAUCCGGUAGCGAUAGCCACAUCAGAAGCGUGCAUCGCGGGCGCCGUGGGAGACUCGGUCAAGGUCGACAGCCUCCUCGCCGACGCCGCAGAGCCGCUGCCGCUCCCGCCAUCCCGCAAGUUCGACUCCAUCAGCCUCUACUACCUGCUACACUGCAUGCCGGGCCCGCCGUCCCGCAAGACGGCCGUGUUCCGCACGGUGCGGCCGCACCUCGCCGACCACGGCGUGCUCGUCGGGGCGACGAUCCUAGGCCGACAGGCGCCGAUGAACCCGAUCGCGUGGGCGCUGAUGAGCUUUUAUAACCACCUCGGGGUGUUUGAUAACUGGGAGGACACGCGGGAGGUGUUUGAGGCGGGCUUGAGGAGCGAGUUUGACGAGGUGGAUGUGCGGGUCGUGGGAAGGGUCAUGGUGUUUACGGCGAGGAAGCCCAGAGCUGGUUAA